Ostrinia nubilalis (European corn borer) is the source of this 2016-nucleotide messenger RNA. Its product is annotated as poly(A) polymerase type 3-like. Gene Ontology annotation, cellular component: nucleus. The transcript is spliced from 13 exons. Gene Ontology annotation, molecular function: RNA binding; poly(A) RNA polymerase activity. The coding region runs from base 1 to 2016 and encodes 671 amino acids. The record is from RefSeq and is a predicted model, not a curated record. Lineage: Eukaryota; Metazoa; Arthropoda; Insecta; Lepidoptera; Crambidae.
AUGGAUGUUCGACCUGACGACGUAUCAAAGGCGUUUGACAAAGUUCCAUCUUUUGGAAUCCCUGUUGGCUUAUGCAAAUGGAUCUCCGAUUUUCUUGUUGGACGAUCAAUAAGAGUAGUCCUCGAUGGCUUCACUUCAAGUCAGCAACCGAUUAAGGCUGGCGUCCCUCAGGGAUCGGUGCUGUCUUCAACACUAUUUCUACUGCACAUCAACAAUUUGCUCAAACCUGGUACGUUUGGGAACUCGUCGAACUGGAAAGCGUACCGUUUGGCCAACCAGCAGGCGUCCGCUAGCGACAAGAGCGGUCGGCCAAACGGGCAGCGGACCGGUCCGCACUCCACCCGCCACCAGGGCCCAAGGACUCAGAACCAACGGGUUCUGAGGGCUCUGGGCAUGACCUCCGCCAUUUCUUCAGCCGAUCCGAAGCCCGUGGACUUCGUGAAGACCAACGAGCUGAAGGAAUGUCUCGUGACAUUCAACGUGUUCGAGCCCGAAGCAGAGACGUUCCAUCGCAUGGAGGUGCUCGGGUCUCUGAACCGUUUGGCGAAGCAGUGGCUCCAAGAGGAGCUGCUGCGAAGGAACGUGCCAACGAAUGUCGACGAGACUGGUGGAGGAAACAUCUUCACCUUCGGCUCCUAUCGCCUCGGGGUACACUGCAGUGGCGCCGAUAUCGACGCUCUGUGUGUUGUACCCCGGUACAUCGAUAGGGCCGAUUUCUUUAAAUCGUUCCUUGAACUGCUGAAGGAGCAGCCUGAGGUCAAGGAAUUGCGAGCGAUCGAGGAAGCGUUCGUUCCGGUCAUGAAGAUGAAGUUCGAUGGCGUCGAAAUCGACUUGCUAUUCGCGAGGCUGUCUCUUCAUGCCAUACCGGAAAACCUUGACCUCAGCAGUAACGAGCUGCUUAGAUACCUCGACGAGAAGUGCGUCCGCUCACUCAACGGGUGCAGAGUGACGGACGAGAUUAUCCGCUUGGUCCCCAACGCGGAUAACUUCAUGCUGGCCCUGAGAGCUGUCAAACUUUGGGCCAAACGUCGAGGUAUCUACUCAAACAGCCUGGGCUUCUUGGGCGGCGUGUCGUGGGCGCUGCUGCUGGCUCGCGCCUGCCAGCUGUACCCCACGGCGCUGCCGGCGACGCUGCUGAACAAAUUCUUCCUCGUGUUCAGCCAGUGGAAGUGGCCGCAGCCUGUGCUGCUCAAGAAGCCCGAGAACGCAGGGUUCGGCUUCCAAGUUUGGGACCCACGGGUGAAUCUAUAUGAUCGGUAUCAUCUGAUGCCGAUCAUCACCCCGGCGUAUCCUCACCAGAACUCGACAUAUAAUGUGUCCGAGUCGACCCGCACCAUUAUCAUGGAGGAGUUUAGAAAUGGUCUGGCGAUAACGGAGGAGGUAAUGGAGGGCAAAUGUGGUUGGGACCGUCUCUUUGAGACGCCCAACUUCUUUGCUCGCUAUAAGCACUUCAUCGUGCUCUUGGCUUCCUCCAACAGCGCUGAAGACCAGCUCCAGUGGUGCGGGUUCACUGAGAGCAAGAUACGCCACCUUGUCUCAAGCUUGGAGCGGAACCAACCCAUCUCCGUAGCACACGUGCACCCAGUGUGCUAUCCCAGCGUGCCGCUCCACACCAACAACGGGCAGCCGAUGGCUUUGGCACCAGGUUCCUCGGCCUCUGAAGUGGCAGCAGAGGUCAAGACCGAAGAUGGUGUCAAAACCGUCAACGGAGAUGGGAAACCAAGCUACUGCUCGAUGUGGUUCAUCGGCCUGGCGUUCGAGCAGCACAAUGUCUCCGUGGACUUGACAUAUGACAUUAUGUCGUUCACGAAAACAUUGUGCUACCAGGCCGAUAGGAGCGACGUGUCGCGAGUCGGCAGGACGAUUGAGGCCCGUUAUGUUCGCCGCAAAGAGCUCCGGCAGUACCUUUGCGAGUCGCUUCUGGAAGGCGCAUUGGCAGCAGGCGACAAGCGACGCCGUGCCAAACGCGAUGCGCCAUCCAAGAAGCGACGAGUGGAGGAAGCUGACGGAGCUUGA